AUGUCCGCCAACACAACGCCUCAGACUCAGUCGCAUCCCUAUGAGCACAACGGCGAGGUCGAUGUGCCUAUGGAAGAUGCAGAUCCUUAUAACCGAACCAAAUAUCCUCCGCGACCGACUCAUCAACACCGCCUGUCUACCCAGUAUAUUCCCGAGAUCUCAACAGCUGCACAGCGCUACUCCCCAAUGAAUGCUCAAUCUACGGGUGCUGGGUACGUCGCCAGUCCCAAAACACAGAAUCCUACCUCUUUCUCCUACCUCAACCAGGCCCAGCCUACGCGACAGUCUCCCCCUCGUCAAGGUAGCUACAAUGCCGAGCGCUACACUGAAGCUCCGACCCCAACGAGAUACCCGUCCGAUUAUGGUUCUGCCCUUCAGAGCUCCACGUUGAGCCCCGAUUCCUUUUAUUCGACCUCUGCAGGCAACGCACGCCCUGCUCCUCUGUCAAGACAACAAUCACAGCAUCAAGGACUGGGACCUGUGCCGAAGUUCAGAAACGUCAAAACCAUGCAAGAUCUCAACCCCAAAGUCAACUCACAACCACCUUAUCGCCGGGCGAAUCCAGAAGGCGGGUUUAUCAGCCCGUUGCAAGCGCUUACCACCUACCUCCCAGCGACGUACCGCAUAUGUAAUCCUAGCUUCAAAUACGAGUCAUCCCGAAAUCCGAGGCGGGUUUUGACAAAACCGAGCAAAGGAACAAAGAAUGAUGGCUACGAUAACGACGAUAGCGACUACAUUCUCUACGUCAACGAUAUUCUGGGCAGUGAAGAGGCAGGCCACAAGAAUAGAUACUUGAUUUUGGAUGUCCUAGGUCAGGGCACUUUUGGUCAAGUGGUGAAGUGUCAAAAUUUGAGAACCCAAGAAGUUGUUGCGGUCAAGGUCAUCAAAAAUCGCACGGCUUACUUCAAUCAAAGUAUGAUGGAAGUCUCAGUCCUCGAUCUGCUGAACCAGAAACUCGACAAGAAUGACGACCAUCAUCUUCUGCGACUCAAAGACACGUUCAUACAUCGGCAACAUCUGUGUCUUGUUUUCGAACUCCUCAGUGUCAACUUAUAUGAAUUGAUCAAACAGAAUCAAUUCCGAGGUCUCAGCACGACACUUGUCCGUGUCUUUGCGCAACAGUUGCUUAACGGGUUGACCUUGUUGAACAAGGCGCGGCUGAUCCACUGUGAUCUGAAACCAGAGAAUAUACUCUUGAAGAACCUGGAAAGUCCGAUCAUCAAAAUUAUCGACUUCGGAUCUGCCUGCGACGAAAGGCAGACUGUCUACACUUACAUACAAUCUCGAUUUUACAGAUCGCCUGAAGUUUUGCUGGGACUCCCUUAUUCGUCUGCUAUUGAUAUGUGGUCUCUUGGAUGCAUUGUUGUGGAGUUAUUUCUGGGUUUGCCGCUCUUCCCUGGUUCAUCUGAGUAUAACCAAGUGUCCCGAAUUGUCGAAAUGCUGGGAAUGCCGCCGACGUGGAUGUUGGAGAUGGGGAAGCAGUCGGGAGAAUUCUUUGAAAAGACGACGGACGAGUUCGGUCGUCGUACAUAUCGACUCAAAAGCAUGGAGCAAUACUCUCGCGAGCACAACGUCAAAGAGCAACCUAGCAAAAAGUACUUUCAAGCAACCACACUCCCCGAGAUCAUUCGGAGCUAUUCUAUGCCCCGCAAGAAUAUGAAACAAGCCGAAGUGGAAAGAGAAAUGAACAACCGCAUCGCCUUUACCGACUUUGUUCGCGGAUUGCUCACCAUCAACCCCCUAGAACGCUGGUCGCCCCAGCAAGCCAAGCUACAUCCUUUUAUCACGCAGUCAAAGUUUACGCAACCAUUUGUUCCCCCUAUGAAUCUGAAGUCUCCGUCUAGCAAGACCCCGGCACCCGGUGUGCAGCAGCAGCAACAAGCUGAAGCACUCAGCAAACAACGGGCUGCUCAAGCCGCUCAGGCUCAGGCACAAGCAGCACAAGCGGCUCAUGCGCAAGCCCAGGCGCAAUCAGCGGCUCAGAACGUCUACACGAUGCAGAUGACUCCUUAUCCACAAUCUCAACCGCCACCAAUGUACAGCAAUAUGUACCCGGCCCAUCCACAAGGUGCACCGCCGCCUUAUCCAACUCACUCGUCAAACUAUCCUGCACAAAUGGGUAUGAUGCAGCAAACUCCGCAGAUGAAUCCGAGUCACUACAACCACCAGCAGAGUCUGUACGCGCAGGCCACGCAAAGGGCCGGCCGUCAACGUGCUUCAACCAUGGAUCAACAACAGGCGGGCAUCCCUGCAGCCAUCCAACGUGUUGCUAGUCAUCUUGAUCCGAACCAACCAAUUCGACUUCAACCGAGUCCUGCGUAUUAUCCACCUCCAGCAGAUGGAUAUGUCGAUUCGCCAUCGACCGCCAGAAGACGUGGGAGUCGAAACCAAAGAAAUCGCGAUUUCAUCCGGACCCUGGAAGAUGGCGCGAUGGGUGACAGCUUUAUGAGCAAGGCGCAGUGGCAUUGA
Messenger RNA from Fonsecaea erecta, 2469 nucleotides. RefSeq lists its product as hypothetical. Gene Ontology annotation, biological process: peptidyl-threonine phosphorylation; peptidyl-serine phosphorylation. The transcript has 2 exons. Gene Ontology annotation, molecular function: ATP binding; protein tyrosine kinase activity; protein serine/threonine kinase activity. Bases 1 to 2469 code for a protein of 822 amino acids. Lineage: Eukaryota; Fungi; Ascomycota; Eurotiomycetes; Chaetothyriales; Herpotrichiellaceae. The record is from RefSeq and is a predicted model, not a curated record. Gene Ontology annotation, cellular component: cytoplasm; nucleus.